AUGGGCUGCUCUUCCAGCGUGAGCGUAAUGCACGAAGACGUGGAAGACAUUGGCAGCACCCGUGUCAUCUUCACGGACGCCACUGGACAAGAGUUCGCACAGCGGUCCACUCCGUUCAAGGAGGGCAUUCGACGCUUCAAUUCCAUGCGCAUCAGCGACAGAGAUGCUUCUGGAAUAAUCGUCCCGCUUGCAAGCACUCACAACCACCAUGUGAGGCAGCUCAACAAGUUCUUGGCAGCCAUCGAGCUGAACCCAACGUUGCUGGAGAAGAGGGUGCUGCCCAGCCAACUUCCCAAAAACUGCGGCCAAGCGGUGCUCCCGAAAGUCGAGAAGGAACCCUCUGAGAAGAGCUUGGCGGAGGUCAGCACAGACAUAUCCAGCCCGGGCAGCAUUGCUCAUUAG
Symbiodinium sp. CCMP2592 is the source of this 402-nucleotide messenger RNA. Lineage: Eukaryota; Dinophyceae; Suessiales; Symbiodiniaceae. The record is from the annotation of a GenBank genome assembly.